UUGCUGCUGUUGCUGCAGCUGCCGUUGUUGAUAUCGUUGCUGCCAAAUUGUUUGAUACAGCUUCUCCCUUUGUUGUUGUUCUUGUAUCUUCUGAUUGUACUGGCAUUUCCAUUCCAUUUGGCGUAUUUGGUGCGCUUCUAUCUGUCGGACGUCUUCAGCCAAUAUUUCAGUUAACUUGAAGAUUUCAGUUCAGUCCAAGUUGGCAUUUUCGCCGGUACAGUUUGAAUAGCUCGCGCGCAUACGCUGCCCAAAAACGUUUUGACUCGUGCGUUGGUUAUUAAAAAUGGUUUAGGUGUGCCUGACCGAUUUAUGUAACCAAUUUACGAAAAAAAAACUAUACGAAUUUUUAUCUUCACAAAAUAGCGAGGCAAAUACUUCCAUCUUGAAUGACUAAACUUGUGUGUGUGUGAACGUUGCAUCAAUUGCUUCUAUAAAAAUUGAAAAACAAAACACCGAAAAGGAAAGUUAAGGAUCCAGCGAUUAAUCAGCGUGUGGCCAAUUAGAGUGGAGUAGCGCAGUGAUAGAGCAGAAAUGAGGAAACCCAAAAUGUUUGCUUUACCGUUUUGGCUGCUGUCAAUGGCGUUGGUAUGCGCCUGCAAUGCGCAGGGUGCCUUCGAAGAUGCUGAAACAUCGAAUGAUUAUAUGAGCGGCAAUACACAACAACAAUUCGAUCUGCGUCACACAAUACCAGGCGAGCCUGAAGUCGAUUAUCCCAUCUACAGCGAGGUGCCAAGUACGAGUUUUGAGUGCACAGGAAAGCAUGAAGGAUACUACGCAGACAUGGAGACCCGCUGUCAAGUGUUCCGCAUUUGUACUCACACCGCACGCAGUAUACAUGGCUUCGGCUUCUUAUGUCCCAACGGCACACUGUUCAGUCAGAAAAAUUUCGUUUGCGACUGGUAUCGAAACGUCAAUUGCGAUGAAUCCGAACAAUACUUUAGCAAAAAUAGUGCGAACCGAAUCGGCAGCAGUUCUGAUAUGUUGGAGAGGGUACGUCAAAUGAUGGAAUAUCCCAUGAAAACGAUAUCACAAGCACUUCAACAACGGCCAGUCGUGCUACAAACAUCGCAUCAUACGCUCAAGAAACAACUAGAGUUGGCGGAGAGUGGACUGGAUGUUAGCGAGAGUGAUGCAGUGCAGGAAUCUAGACGCGAUAGCAGUCAAGGCGCAUAUUUAGCGCGCAAGCAGCCAGUUACACGCGCGCCUGUCGAGUCUGUCGAGUCUGUCUCACAGAACUACAACGAAAAACAGCAAACACAGUUGGGGGAUGUUGUAACUCAACAACGUAAAAGAUUGCAGCAGCAACGGCAACAGCAACGCAACGAAACAAAGAGUCAAAACAGCAAUAGUGCUGAGCUGGUACGCAGCAAGACGCAAGCGAAGCAGAUAACGCAGGUGACUCAAGUGAAGAGCGCCUCAAAGCCGGAAGGCGAUGAUGUGUACGUGAAUAGUUUGGGUGAAUUGUCCUCUGAUCCGGGUGUGAGUUUCAUGCAUGACACAGCACAUAUCAUAGCGGAGGCACCGAGUGACGCCAAGAGUUAUCAAAAGCAGCAGAAUUUUGCCGAAAAAGUAAAUGUUGCUUUAAAUGAUCUCACCGAAUUGCCCGCAGAUGAAGUUAUUGCACCGGACUAUGUUAAGAGCUUGCGGCAACCCAACGAAGAUCUCGUUUUGGCAGCCAACAUAAAUAACUUGCUUGAGGAAGUCGCUGAUGAUUUGGAUCCUAGCAUUUCUGGUUAUCAAGUGCCAGCGCCGUCGAAGAACAAAAGCUCGUUCAGGUUUCUAAGUCGCGGUUUCUCGUCGCAAAGUGACCGUGCUAAACGACCACCAUAUGAGUAUGCGAAGCCGAAACAGACGGCAAGUACGAUACGAUUUACGAAUUUCCGCAGUCAACAACAAUCUAGUGGACUUUCCACCGCAGUCGCCUACCAGACCGCACCGAGCGCCGCUAUGUCGCGCUCACUUUCGGUGGACAGUGAUGCGCGUGCCAUUGGUAACUCGGUAACGCAGAGUUAUAAUAAGCUACCGCCGCAAGCUCCCGCCCAGCUAACGCCACCGCAGCGUACACAACAAUUGUCACAGAUAAAAAACGCGCAUGUGCCCACUUCGCCAACGCCGCGCAUUGUAAUCGCGCGCGCGGAAGGUCAACGCAUCGCACCGAAUUCAGUGUCUUCUAUUAUUUCGUCGCUGGUGAUGCAGCCGACAAUCAAGCCAACAACGAAUACGGCUUAUGUGGCGCUUGAUGAUUUCCUCACGAAGAAAUUCGGACAAACCACUACGAGUUAUACGAAAACGAAUACAGCAACAAAACUAACAACAAGCGAGCGCAAUCGGCACCAAAUAGUGCAGCCACCGCAGCAACAAUACAACCAAAAAUUGCAAUCCAACUUCCAAGCUGUCGCAGCGACGGCAACAACGAAUCCUGCACAAUCACAGAUACAACAACAACAAAAGUUACCAGCACAAAAACAGCAAUUUAGUCAGCACUUUAGUCAGCAAUUUCAGCAAACUCAGCAGCAACAAAAACAACUGCAACAGUUAGCGCAGCAGCAACAACUAGAACAAUUACAACAAUUGCAGCAACAGCAACAGCAGCAGCAGUAUGCGCAACAGCAGUUGAAGGAACAGCAAUAUUUCCAACAGUUCACGAUAAAUGCGCGACCACAAGUGCAACAGCAGCAACAACAACAAGCGCCUAAGUCGAUACAGCAACAAUUUGGUGGAAAUUCAAUUUAUGCAGCGCCACAGCAGCAACAACAGCUGGCGUUGCAGCAGCAAAAAUCGACAUCGUGGCAUUAUCAACAACAACAGCAGCAAGUGUCGCAGCACAAGCAAAGUCAGCAAUAUGCACAAGAAAAACAAACACAAUCACAACAACAAUAUCAGCCCCAAAAGUCGACAUCCACGCAAUUCUAUUAUCCUCAACAACAGCAGCAACAACAAACAUCACCAUUUACAAGCAACUUCUUCAGCAUCUUCAAUCAGCGGCAACAACCACAACUGCCACAAUUCCCUCCACUUGGCAAUACAGCUGCUAGCGCCACUUUUGAGAGUCCAACUCCAGCACAACAACAAUUUCCCAGCGCCAUUCUCAGCAAUAGUAUUGUGCCACCCGAACACGAUAAACAUGUGAAUAUUCAAUUGCCCGCGCUCACCGUCGGUCUCAUACCGGCGCCGACCGCACUAACGCUAACCGCUCAACGACGCAUGGAUGUGGGCGCGGCUGCGGAUGUUGAUAGCUCUAGCGCGUCUAAAGAAGCGCUCGGCGACGACGGUGGUGCCUACACCGGCGUCAGUUCUUACGAUGUGCCACUGAGCAGCAUUGGCCGUCUGCCGAACGAUAUAACAAAUCUGCUGAGACGAUUGCGCAAAGUCAAAUGA
Molecule: messenger RNA, 3378 nt
Organism: Rhagoletis pomonella (apple maggot)
Lineage: Eukaryota; Metazoa; Arthropoda; Insecta; Diptera; Tephritidae
Product: mediator of RNA polymerase II transcription subunit 15-like
Exons: 9
Coding region: 532-3378 (948 amino acids)
Cellular component (GO): extracellular region
Molecular function (GO): chitin binding
Source: RefSeq, a predicted model, not a curated record